AUGGUUGGAUUUGUACUAUGGCUACCAGUGCUUUUGCCUCAGGUGACAUGCAAGAUUCCUAAUAUUGAAUGCAGCAUCAGUAAUCCCCUUCCUAUUCUUCACAAGUACUACCAGCCAGGAGACCUCAUCAUUGCUGGUAUUAUGUCUCAGAUCUACAUAUUCUUCAACUCAAUAGACUUCAGAAAAUGUCCUUCUAGUGACCUCUUUGACGACAUUGUGAUCAUGACACAGCUCUACCAACACAUCCUGGCAUUAGUAUUUGCUGUAAAGGAGAUCAAUGUAAACCCCCAAAUCUUACCCAACCUCACCCUGGGCUUCCACAUCUAUAACAGUCAGUUCAGUCCAAGCUGGACCUAUCGUGUCUCCUUGGAACUCCUCUCUACAUAUGGCAGAUACAUUCCCAACUACAAGUGUGACCUCCAGAAUAACCCCGUCGCAGUCAUUGGAGGCUCUAACUCUGAAGUCUGUCUCCACAUGGCAACUAUACUGAGCAUCUACAAGAUUCCACAGCUCAUCUAUGGCUCUGCUCCAGUGGGGAAAAUGAAAACUGAAGCUGCUUUCUACCACCAAAUGUUCCCAAAUCUAGACCAUCAGUAUGAAGGGAUUCUCAAGUUAUUGCUACAUUUCAGGUGGACAUGGACUGGUUUGUUGACUGCGAAUGAUGAGAAUGGAGACAGGUUUAUACAGAGCGUGGUUCCAAAAUUUAUCCUGAGAGGAAUCUGCUUUGAUUUCAUGGAAAGAUUUCCAACAAUUACAUAUUCUAGCAGUGUUACAGACGUGGUUACAGAUGGACUCAAGACAUUUAAUAUUGCCAUGAGAAGUACUGUCAAUGUGUUGCUCAUUCAUGGUGAAAUUGAUUCCAUGACACUUUUGAGAGCAGUUCCUGAAAUGUCAGAAUAUGAAGGUAUACCAAUGAAGGCUAAAGGAAAAGUUUGGAUCAUGACAGUCCAGAUGGAUUUCACAUCACUUCCCUUUCAAAGAGAUCUGGACAUUGACUUCCUCCAUGGUGCUCUUUCCUUCACAAUUCACUCAAAGGAGGUCUUGGGAUUCCAGGAAUUUUUUCAGACGAGAAAUCCCAUCUUGGAAAAAGAAGAUGGCUUUAUGAAGCUCAGCCACUUGGUGAGAAGUAGCGUCUUUAAUAAUAGUGCUGGGGAAAAAGUUUAUUUCAACCAAAAUGGAGAACUGGAGUCUGCAUUUGAUAUAAUGAACUGGGUGACACUCGCAAACCAGUCCAUUCUUCAAGUAAGAGUUGGUGGGAUAGACCCACAGGCCGCCUCGGGCAAACAGUUCACCAUUCAUGAGGAUGCAAUUGUGUGGCCCAGCAGAUUUAACCAGGCACUGCCCCUUUCUCUUUGUAAUGACCAUUGCCAUUUGGGUUAUAGUCGAACCAAGAAGGAAGGGGAGCCAUUCUGCUGCUAUGAUUGCCUUCCCUGUCCAGAAGGGAAGAUCUCAAACCAGAAGGACAUGGAUGACUGUUUGCAAUGCCCAGAGGAUCAGUAUCCAAAUAAUGCCCAGGAUUCAUGCAUUCCAAAAGUCAUAAGUUUCCUGUCUUACGAAGAAGCUUUGGGGAUGACUUUGGCAAUAUUGGCUCUUUCCUUUUCAUUCAUUACAGCUUUAGUGCUUGGCAUCUUUGUUAAGCACCAGGGCACUCCCAUUGUCAAAGCCAACAACCGGAAUCUCACCUACACUCUCCUCAUGUUCCUCCUGCUCUCCUUCCUUUGUGCUUUGCUCUUCAUUGGCCAACCAAAAACGCUGACCUGUCUUCUUCGACAAACUGCUUUUGGCAUUAUCUUCACGGCAGCUGUGUCUUGUGUUCUGGCCAAAACCACCAUUGUCGUUCUAGCUUUCAUGGCCACCAUGCCUGGAUCCCGAAUGAGGAAAUGGGUGGGGAAAAGACUGGCUGUUUCCAUUGUUCUUGGCUCCUCCCUGAUUCAAACCACUAUUUGCACGGUGUGGCUCUCAACCUCUACCCCAUUCCCAGAUUUCAACAUGCACUCAGUUGUUAAAGAAAUUAUACUAGAAUGUAAUGAGGGCUCAGUCGCCUUGUUUUACUGCGUCUUGGGCUUCAUGGGUUUGCUUGCCAAAGUCAGCUUCUGUGUUGCUUUCCUAGCCCGUAAGUUGCCUGAUAGUUUUAAUGAGGCCAAGUUUAUCACCUUCAGUAUGUUGGUCUUUUGCAGUGUUUGGUUGACCUUUGUCCCAACCUAUCUCAGCACAAGGGGGAAAUAUAUGGUUGCCGUGGAGAUUUUCUCCAUCUUGGCCUCCAGUGCUGGGUUACUGGUUUGUAUCUUUUCUCCAAAGCUCUAUAUCAUUCUGUUGAGACCUGAGCUGAACAACAAGGAACAGCUAAGAAGAACAAAACAAUGA
This is a messenger RNA of Podarcis raffonei (Aeolian wall lizard), 2364 nucleotides long. Its product is annotated as vomeronasal type-2 receptor 26-like. The coding region runs from base 1 to 2364 and encodes 787 amino acids. Gene Ontology annotation, biological process: G protein-coupled receptor signaling pathway. Gene Ontology annotation, molecular function: G protein-coupled receptor activity. Lineage: Eukaryota; Metazoa; Chordata; Lepidosauria; Squamata; Lacertidae. The transcript is spliced from 6 exons. The record is from RefSeq and is a predicted model, not a curated record. Gene Ontology annotation, cellular component: membrane.